Molecule: messenger RNA, 983 nt
Organism: Durio zibethinus
Lineage: Eukaryota; Viridiplantae; Streptophyta; Magnoliopsida; Malvales; Malvaceae
Source: RefSeq, a predicted model, not a curated record
AUUCGCAUAACCGACAAAAAAGAAAAAAGGGUUCCCAUACAAUCAGUCGCACAGAAGAAAACCCCACGCCACUAAAACCACCGCACUCCGGCACUUCGAAUAAGCCAAACGAAAGCAAUAACCCUGAAUUUUUGUAUAUUUAUUUUUCCUCUUGGAAAAAUCAUCCUAAAGAUUAGAAAAGCCCCCGUUCGGGUUCGUUCGGCUAUUUCGUUUUGUCUCUGUAAUUAACAAUGGGAAGAGGAAAAUUCAAGGCAAAGCCCACCGGUCAACGCCACUUUUCUACUCCUGAAGAGAUGCUUGCUGGUACCUCUUCUCGUCCUCGCACUUUUAAGCGGCAAGAAGCAGAAUACAAAGAGCAAGAAGAAUCUGAGGAGGAAUCUGGACAGGAGUCUGGAGAAGAAUCUGACGAUGAAACUGAACAAAAGCGCAAGGGAACUCAAGGUGUUAUUGAGGUCAACAAUCCUAAUCUGGUGAAGCCAAAGAACUUGAAAGCUAGAGAUGUUGAUACUGGGAAAACUACUGAACUUUCGAGGCGUGAAAGGGAGGAAUUAGAAAAGCAGAGAGCCCAUGAACGUUAUAUGAGGCUGCAAGAGCAGGGGAAAACAGAACAAGCAAGGAAAGAUUUGGACCGCCUAGCCCUUAUACGUCAACAGAGAGAAGAAGCUGCCAGAAAACGAGAAGAGGAAAAGGCUGCCAAGGAGCAGAAGAAGGUAGAAGCUCGUAAAUGACUUUCCUACAAAACUUCACGUACAACAAGUGUUCAUGUGCGACCUGAAGUUUAUAUUCAACAUAUUUUUUCUUAAAAGUGUUGCUCACUACACAGACAUAUAUAUAAUUUAGACGAUAGAUUCCAUUUGGUGUCACAUAAAUUGACAAUUCUGUUGUGGUUUUUCAAGUAAAUAGAUUUUAUUAUGGACCGCAAAUUUUACUGGCUGUGAUGGAAUCAUUGUUAGUUUAAUAACCAAGGAUUCAUUGUCGAAGUA